UUUGGGAACUUAGAGGAUGUAGAGUACGAUGAGAUUGAACGUGAGGAACCUGACGAUCUUUUCAUUGAAGAGGAGGGAGACUCAGAGAGCACAUGCACUAGUUCCAGCCCUAGCCAGAACAGCGCUGAUGUGUCCCAGAGGGCCAAAACUUUGUUGUCCAGGCACUUCCGCAGUGAGAGGUCACCCAAGAGGCUGGCGAAGACGUUGUCCAUGGAAGUCUCACCACGAGCCAGGCACGCUAGCACUCUACAGAGAGAUAAAACUAUUGGAGCCACGAUGAAAGAUAUUCUCAAGCGAAGGCAGCGAGGAAUGUACCAGAUUCAAGGGAAGGAACUUUGUCAGGAGAAAGAUAAAGAGGAAGGGAUGGUGACGAGUGUUCAAGGGAAGAAGCUCAUCCCUAGUGAAAUCAGGACCCCGGUUAUUCUCCGAGGCGCGGCUAAUUUGUCAAUGGCGAGAUGGGAUUGGAAAAGUGUUUUCUACAACUGGGCCAUGCCUUUAGACCAGAUUAUCCUGGCGUUCAGAGGAACAGACCUCACAGGGUCAAAUUCUAAUCUAUCAACUGGGAGUGAGGGAGCUUCAGAUGACAGUUCAAAGCCGAGACUUAGAGGCAACAAAGUUAUGCGGAUGGGAUCCUUUGCAUUUAGAGCCACCCAGUUUUUUGAGAACAUCGGAAAGAAAUCCACAAAGCCACGCAAGCACAGCCACAGCCCAAACAGCCGCAUGACCCCCGUGUCCUCCGGAGACUACAGCGACGUUCGAACUGGUAUAGCCGAGGAGUCCUCCCUCUCCUCCUCCACCUCUCUAGGCAACAUCUCCCCAUCUGUUUUCACCCCGACCUCUGACCUCAGCGAUGGCUACAGUUUCUCAGCGCCCAGCACACCCUUAGAUAAGCACUCGCCUUUGUCUGUGUUCUCUGAUAAACAGAGCUUCUUGGAAGCUGAAGAGGAUAAUAUGACUGAUGCUAUUCUUAAAGGCUACCUGUAUAUCUUUAGCAGCUUUAACAAGAGGAGGUGGGGCAAACGUUGGUGCCUGGUCAGAGACAACAUGUUUGAGUGCUAUCGCACUGACCACAGCAAACAGUUUGAGCUCAACUUCCUACUCAGGCCAUGCGUCGUGCGGCGAGCGCUAGCGGAGACAAACAGUGAACUGGGACUGAUGAUCAUGGAAGGGGGGAGAGAGAAAAUAACAGUUGAGCCCUUAUCAAAAGAGGACAUGAAAUUUUGGGUGCGUACUCUCCUGGCUGAGACCUCUACACCGUCUGUGCCGGAGGGACUUGAAGAUUACCUGAAGGAUCCAGUUCUAGAAGCAGACGCGGCCAGUCUUUUGAGUUUUACUGUACUGAAACAAUGGGAUAUGAUGCCCAGCAAAGAGACUUUAUCUUCUACUGAAUAUGAGGAUCCUAUGGAUACAACCCUCACAGCCAAACAAUUUCAUUCCGCUAUGGGUGUCGCAGACAGUAAAUCUGAGGAGAAUUUGAACUGCGCUGAGAACGUGUGCACCACAGAACAGGCGGAGGUCAAACAGGAUGGGGAAACAGAGAACCCUAAACUUGGGGAGAAUUUGGCGUCUUACAACAAAAAUAAACACACGACAGACAGCGGGUUUUACAGUGUGAAGGGAGUUAAUUCAGACAGCGACAGCGGUUGUGAAAACAGUACGCGGGAAGCGGAGGAAAUGGAUUGUGGGUACGCGACUUUAAAUUCACGGAGCUUCAGAAACGCGGAGCUUUCUUCUAAGGGUAAUCUAGUCAUUAAAACUCCAAUUCUGAGUCCGCUUGAGGAUAAGAAGACAAGUAACACUUGUAAUACUCCUUCAUCGGAAGAGCAUUGUACGAAUGCAUGCGUGGAUCACAACUCAAAUAACUGUUUGUCCCAGCAUUCCGAGUCUACUCACCAACAGGCGCACGUAGUGAAGAUAUCCACCCCGCAGGUGAGCAGCAGUGUGGCUAGUCUGAUGGACUCGCUCAGCUAUCUCAAGAGGCCAACAGGGUUCAGCUUAAAACAAUCCAGCUCUUUCACCUAUGCUUCCAGUCAAAGGGUUCUCUCCCCUAGUGGGGAGGAGUACUCUGUCGUGGUGAAAAGAUCCACUAAAUCCGCUUCCCCGGAACCAACAAGUGUGGUUAAAUCCGACCAUAGGACUACAUCGCCAGUGUUGGAUAUAGCUUCUCUUGCCAACAAUAAUAAUGAUUCUCAAACGAUAGAGGUGUGUCUCAGCGAGGAGCAGAUCCCUCUGGUGCCAACAACGCCAGUUCCAGAACUUGCAGAAGUAUCUCUGAAUGAAGGAAUUCUUCCCAGUCCCCGAACGUCACCUCAAAGGUCCUUGACCCCUAUCGCAUCAUCCUCACCAACUGCACCGUCUGAUAUUAGCUUAUCACCCACGCCGUACAACAACAGCUCUAUAAAUAACUGUUUAGAAGCUCAGGAAUUCGAAACCCCAAGCAGAACCCCACCCCAGCCCAGUGAGAGGAGAAAUCUCAAAGUGUCGCCUCUAGCGUUGGGUCAAAGUUCACCCAGCACUUCCUGCAAUGGUCAGGCAGUGACCCCGAGGUCGAGCAGUUUGAGCCCUGUUUCAUCCAUUCGUGCAGAAAGUCCCAUCACCCCAACUAUGGAAAACAUUACCUCCCUUGUAGACAACCCUCAGACAACAUCGGAGGAGCUAACAUCCGCUUUAGAAAAGUUAAAAGACAAAUUGUCAAGGAUAAAAAAGAAAAGGAUGGCUGUGCAUGACAAAAGACAAAGGGCCAACAGUGAUGAGGAAAGACUUGCCUGUGAAAAAGAAUUUGCUGCCCUGGAGAAGAUGGCAGAGAGCACAGACCUAGACAUUCGAGUUAUACAGAACCAUUUGGAUGUGCUACAAGGACAAACUCUGGAGGCCAUGAAAGCGCAGAGGAAAGGCAAAUCAGGGUCACGCAGAAAGAAAGGAAAGCGCAAGCCGUAGAAAAGUUAACAGUGCAUUAUGGGCAAGCUGGUAAAACUGAGGAAAACGGUAGACUCAGUCCAAGAUGUAGGAGGGCACCCCUGGAGGUUCAGUGUCAAACUUGACACUUUGAGAACCACUUAUACAGUGCUGAAUUACUGGCCUUUACUGCGCUAUGCUAAAGAGCUUAGACUAGUGUCAUUGAUCAGGACAGUUGUAUGAACUUUAAAAAUUACAUACACUGUGUCUUGUCUUCCAGAGUGAGUUUAUAUUAAUGCAUACAUCACACAUUUUCUGAAAUACAAGGUUCAUGAAUGUAGCAUAUUUUUUAUUGAAUUAGAGUGUUGGCAAUAUUAAAAACUAUCCAAAUAUAUUAAAAGUUCAGUAAUAGUUUACUGUAAGAUAAAUAUGUAGAUGAAAAACUAUUUGUUUAAUUACUUUAAUAAGCUUUUUUUAAAAAAAAAAUGA
Messenger RNA from Physella acuta, 3384 nucleotides. RefSeq lists its product as uncharacterized. Gene Ontology annotation, molecular function: SH3 domain binding. NCBI's taxonomy places the organism in Eukaryota, Metazoa, Mollusca, Gastropoda, Physidae. Gene Ontology annotation, cellular component: cytosol. The record is from RefSeq and is a predicted model, not a curated record.